AACCGUGCCGAGGGGAGCUGUCGCUGGUGUGCUGCCUGUCUCGCCGUUGUGUCCGCUGCAUGGCUUGUGUUGCCGGCGCUCAGCAUCGUCUGUGGAGCUGCAGGAGGAGAGCUAACGCCAGCGCCAGCCCAGCCUGUCUGCUGCGAGGCAACGUUUCACCAGGAGCCACGGUCUUGUCUGUUGGCGGAUGUCUCGUCGCCUCCCUCUGAGGUUGGAGGCCUGUGGGAGUGGAGAGGAGGCUCUGCAGCAGCAGUGAUGCGGACUACAGCGGCCGGCUGCAGGAUGAGCGUGGGUGCGCUUCUAAACGGGCUGCUGGUGUCCGUAGUUGCAGCUCUGCUUUGGAAGUAUUCUAAGCUGAGUGAGCACGCCGCCCUGCUGGAGGAAGAGCUGCACAUGACACGGAAGUCCCAGGAGCUUUCGCAGGCCCACAUCGACUACCAUGUUGCCCUGCAGGCUCUUCAGGAGCAUGGCACCCGCAUGGUCUGCACCGGCAAGAUGCACACCGACCGCGUCUGCCGCUUUGACUACCUCUGCUACUGCUCGGAGGCAGAGGAGUUUGUGUUCUUCCACUCCAACUCCUCUGUUAUGUUGCCCAACCUGGGGUCUAGGCGCUUCCAACCUGCCCUGCUGGACUUGUCCUCAGUAGAAGAUCACAACACCCAGUACUUUAACUUUUUAGAGCUCCCAGUGGCUGCUUUAAAGUUCAUGCCCAAGCCUGUGUUUGUACCAGAUGUGACACUAAUCCUUAACCGGUUUAAUCCAGACAACCUAAUGCAUGUGUUCCAUGAUGACCUGAUCCCAGCCUUCUACACUAUGAGACAGUAUUCCGACUUGGAUGAUGAGGCGCGUUUGGUUUUUAUGGAGGGCUGGGCUGAAGGCCCACACUUUGACCUCUACAGACUUCUCAGCAGCAAGCAGCCGCUGCUCAAAGAACAGCUGAGGAACUUUGGCAAGCUCAUGUGUUUUACUAAAUCUUAUGUUGGCCUGUCUAAGAUGACCACCUGGUACCAGUACGGUUUUGUUCAACCCCAGGGGCCCAAAGCCAACAUGUUGGUCUCAGGAAAUGAGAUCCGGCAGUUUGCCAGGGCUCUGAUGGAGAAAAUGAACAUCACAAGCGAAGAUGGAGGGAGUGCUGAAGAUGAUAAAGAGAAAAAGGCUGAAUACAUAGUUGUGUUUAGUCGUUCAGCAACAAGGCUGAUCGUGAAUGAAGCAGAGCUAAUCAUGGCACUGGCCCAGGAGUUCCAGAUGAAAGUGGUCACAGUGUCCCUGGAGGAACAGUCUUUCCCUGGUGUCGUCCAGGUGAUCAGCGGGGCGUCCAUGUUGGUCAGUAUGCAUGGGGCUCAGCUGAUCACCUCGCUCUUCCUACCCAGAGGAGCUGCCGUAGUGGAGCUGUUCCCUUUUGCAGUAAACCCAGAGCAGUACACUCCGUAUAAAACCCUAGCCACCCUCCCAGGCAUGGACCUUCACUACAUCUCCUGGAGAAACACCAAGGAGGAGAACACCAUCACCCACCCAGACAGACCCUGGGAACAAGGGGGCAUCGCUCACUUGGAGAAAGAGGAGCGAGAGCGAAUACUGGCGAGCAAAGAUGUCCCCCGACACCUGUGCUGCCGCAACCCUGAGUGGCUCUAUCGGAUCUACCAGGACACUUUGGUGGACAUCCCUUCCUUUGUGGAAGUCCUCAAAGAGGGCAUGAAGACAAAGCCCAGCAUGAAGAAGUUAAAGUCGACCAGCACAGUCCACCCAGGCAGGGUCAGAGAAGCCCAGUGUCAGACCUUAGUCCAAACCCCUAACGAGGCUAAACUCACCGUCUCCUGGCAGAUCCCGUGGAACCUGAAGUACCUGAAGGUGAGAGAGGUGAAGUACGAGGUGUGGAUCCAGGAGCAAGGAGAGAACACCUACAUGCCUUAUAUCCUCCCCCAGCAGAACUACACCUUUUCAGAGAACAUUAAGCCCUUCACCACCUACCUGGUGUGGGUCAGGUGCAUCUUCAACAAGAACCUCCUGGGCCCUUUUGCAGAUGUUCUGAUGUGCAGGACCUAACACAAACACUACACAAAGCUUGUUCCAGACAGCAGUUGGAACAGUUAUUUGUCAAAUCUGUCUAAUCCUAGAGCAGGCUGCUCAACUCUGGGCCUGUACAGACCACAUAGACACUGAACCACAGGGUCAGAACUUAACAGAAUCGGCCGUUAAUUAAUGGAGAGUGUAUUUCCUGUACCUAUGAAAGAAGUGAAAGUGCUAUGUCUCUACUGAAAAUACCAGAACUUAAAUCAGCAGAUUUAUUUAUGUGCAAAUAAUAUAUAACAUGUUUUUUACGUAUAAGUCCAAACACCGGUUCUUUACCUUUUACAGUAUGCAAUAUAGCUUUUCUGUGAAGAUCCUAAAAAGAUUUUAGACUAGCAAGAUUUGUUUUCUGACUUGUCCAGUGUCUCUUGUGUGCGUGCUAGCUGUGUGGCUUAGUUUACCUUCCAGCUGUCUGAUUCCAUACACCAUUAUCUGUUGAACCUAGCCAAAACCAAAGCAACAUCAUUCACGCCAUAUUACUUUUUCAUGUUACACAUCCCUCACUCUUCUAAUGGUGGCUCACAUUUAGACAGUUUUAAAAUGAGUCUCUAAAGACAUGGUAAAGGACUGGUGUAAGAGUACUGUUAAGCACAAGUUUUCAUGAAUGCUACAGUAAUCCAUGUUUCUGGGAUAGGUGGAAUUUUAGUCUAUGGAGCAUUUUGUGAUGAAAGAUCUUUAAACGGUUCUCUUCCAAGUGUUUGUGUUUCCACAGUGCCCUAAAGGAUUUCCCUUUAAUUGGCACUGAUUACAACCAUAACUAUAAUAAUUUGAGUGGAGAGUGAAUCGAUUACACCAGGCUAUAAUUAGUAGACAGUCAGAUUUUACUGCAUUUACAUUAUGAUAAGAAGGCAUGUUGCUGCAUAGGAUUUACUAAAGUGAAAUUCCCAGCUAUACGUCUUAACUGUUUUUUCGAAGUUGUCCUGGCUGUUAAUUACAAUGUUGACAUUGAAACGCACAUGUGAAGCAGGUUGUUUCCUCGUGUUUCUAAGAAAGUGCUGCUUGUUGGUUGGUCUGUGUGAGUAUGUGUUGCAGCAAGAGAUGGUUUAUGGCACAAGUUAAAAACUGCCCCCAACGUGUGUGAUAUUGUGCGAUUGUUACUUCAUAUCAAUGAGCACUACAUUGGCCUCUUUGUUCACUGAUAUUUUCUUCUAAAUUUCUGAUGCAGUUCUGUUGCUGAUGCACGUUUAAGAGAUUGCCAUUGUUGUGUGUGCAGGAUGUGAUGUGUUUGUAUUGUUGGCUAGAUUUGUGCGUGCCAACUGUCCCAACUCAGUAUGUGCUCAGUGAAACCUUUUCUACAUUAGCAAAUAGUUGGAGUUUUUUUCCAGUGACUGUGAUUGAAUAAAUAAGCUUAUUUCUCAGAGUA
Messenger RNA from Etheostoma spectabile (orangethroat darter), 3430 nucleotides. RefSeq names its product protein O-linked mannose N-acetylglucosaminyltransferase 2 (beta 1,4-) (gene pomgnt2). The transcript is spliced from 3 exons. Gene Ontology annotation, biological process: protein O-linked glycosylation via mannose. The record is from RefSeq and is a predicted model, not a curated record. Bases 256 to 2043 code for a protein of 595 amino acids. Lineage: Eukaryota; Metazoa; Chordata; Actinopteri; Perciformes; Percidae. Gene Ontology annotation, cellular component: endoplasmic reticulum. Gene Ontology annotation, molecular function: protein O-acetylglucosaminyltransferase activity; protein binding.